AGACGCCCCUACACCGACCGAGAGAAAAUCCAUUUGAGCGAGGCUCGCCAGGUAUACAGAGUCUACGAGAAAAUCUACACCCUUGUCCCGUGGGACCCGCAUAGCAAUCGAGCUUUCGAUCCCAAAGUCGACCUCAGGAUGGAAGAAGACGACGAUGAAUUCUAUGGGCCGGAAAGUUCCAAUGCUAUCGGCGGCGACCAAACUGAGGCCAGGCAGGGCGCGUCCAAUGGGCCAGCGGCAGAUAAAGACGACACUUUAGACGCAGAGCUCGAGUCCGGGGAGGAGGAGGAAGAGGAAGAGGAAGAGGAGAGCGACUCGGACAUCGAGAUAAUCACAGACCGGCCCCAAGAGGAAGAAUCAAAGCCCACAACAAAAGCUGCCGCCGAGUCGACCAAGGAAGCAUCACGGGCGCCCGCUGAGCCCUCUUCAACUCGCACAGCGCAGCAACAAGGAAGCGCCGCAAAGGCCUCUCUAGCGACUCCCACAGCUCCCGGCGUACCCCAACAACUAGGAACCAGCUUCCCAGAAGUCCGCACGUCUACAAUAGACGUCAACGCCGACCCCAUUUACCCGCCCGUUGGCAAAACCGUCUCCCAAAUCGACAUCGAUGCAGACCUCGCCGAAAGCACCAAGCCCUGGCGGCUCCCCGGCGCCGACCAGUCCGACUACUUCAACUACGGCUUCGACGAGUUCACGUGGGAGAUGUACCGCCAGAAGCAGGCGUCCAUGGCCUCGACGCUGACGGCGCAGAAAGCCGAAACUGAGCAGUUCCAGCGCAUGUUCGGUGCCGCACCCAUGCCUCCAAACUCCAGCGCGGCGCCUCCCGUUCCCGGCGCGCCCACUGGCCCUGCGGCGCAGAAUAACCCUAUGGCAGCGAUGGGAGGGAUGGGUGGUAUGGGCGGAAUGAUGGGCAUGAAUGAGGAGCAAAUGAUGCAGGCAAUGCAGGCGGCUAUGAUGCAGCAAGGUGUCACGGAUCCGUCGCAAUUAGAUUUCAACGCGUUCAUGGCGAGCAUGGGACAGGGAAUGCCAGGACAGCAGCAGCCGCCUCAGCAGCAGGCGAACCAGGGGUAUGGCCAGCCGAAUCAAUCGGGGUACGGAAACUACGGGCAAGGACAAGGCGGUGGAGGGAACUAUGGCGGUGGUGGGAGGGGUGGAGGGGGGAGACGAGGGGGGAGGUGGUAGGUUGGUACUAAGGUGGAUAUCGUCUGCAUAAAAGGGCGUUUUGGCUUUGGGCUGUAGGAUACCUAUGGGCU
Molecule: messenger RNA, 1253 nt
Organism: Mytilinidion resinicola
Lineage: Eukaryota; Fungi; Ascomycota; Dothideomycetes; Mytilinidiales; Mytilinidiaceae
Exons: 4
Coding region: 139-1182 (347 amino acids)
Cellular component (GO): mRNA cleavage and polyadenylation specificity factor complex
Molecular function (GO): RNA binding
Source: RefSeq, a predicted model, not a curated record